Solea senegalensis (Senegalese sole) is the source of this 1023-nucleotide messenger RNA. RefSeq lists its product as uncharacterized. Lineage: Eukaryota; Metazoa; Chordata; Actinopteri; Pleuronectiformes; Soleidae. The transcript has 4 exons. The record is from RefSeq and is a predicted model, not a curated record. The coding region runs from base 108 to 599 and encodes 163 amino acids.
AAGCAGCGCACACAGUUACUCUCCUCUCACAUAUUUAUGGAUGUUUUUCAAACUUCCUGCUGCGACUGAUGUUUGAAUCUGCUCAGUGACACAGGAACACAGAGAAAAUGUUCACUGUAAACCAUCAACCGCCACGCUGCCAUGAUUUAUUUCUGCGUGGUCGACCGUACAGAGGGGAGCCGCCGACCGUGGCAGGGUUUCUCCUGUACCCGGACACUCCGGCUAAAAUGGAGACCACGUCCCGUGAGGCCUUCUGCUUUAAAGUUGUCCCACAACAAGUCAGAGGCAAAGCACCAGGAAAUUAUAUAACUGAGAACACACUGCAGGAGUCUCACUGUCAUCAUCCAAGCAGCAGCAGCAGCAGGGACAGCAGGACAGACGGUGAAAGAGGACAGACAGCAGUGUCUCAUGAACCAGACACAGCACAGAUGCAGUCUCAGUAUCAGAAGGACUUUCCUCCUCCAUCCUGCUGCCGCAGGAGAACACCUGUCAUCCCACCGCCAGACAACAUCGGCAUCAACCCGGCCUUCAGGAUCGACUUUCACACGGUUCAAAGAGAAGCUUUCCCUGGUUGGUCCCCGGUGAAGCCGCAGGCGUGACCGCGCAGGCGACAGCAGACUGAAAGCAGUCUCACCUGGACAAACAAGCACAGCCUCCGACAGAGAGGAUUAGUGCGUCUGAGAAACUGUGUCCAGUCUUUACCUGUUUCUGGCUGACAUUACUAAGAUAAACCCAUCAAAGUUAUGUUAUUAUAUAAGUUAUGUUAUAUUGUAACCCAUAAUUAUAUUCUUACUCAGGUCACAUGUGUGUUUUGAGGAAUCUCUGCUUUACUUCUGAAGUAAUGAGUGAAUUUUCCAGCAGCAAGAAUGAGAUUGACAUGUUGUAAUGAUGACAUCAGCUGCACCUGAGCUCAGCUGGAGAGAACAAAGUGUCCUCACAGUGACUCAUAUGUGAAGCAUUUAUCUCACCUGUGUUCUUAUUUCUCUCUGUGUUUUGUAACGUCAUGUUUGCAUUUUUCAAAUA